CUACCAGGUAUCGCCUUCUAUAGUAUGUUCUUCUACAACUGGGGUGACACGGAGCACGUCUUCUCUGAGCCUCAAAGAUGGAAAGCACGACUGCUGGGCGAGCCUGAGCCUCAGUUCAAGAAGGCUGUUCUCACUCGAACUCUUCCACGGCCCGCCUUCACUGGAGCAGAAGACGACGCGAACCGAGCUGCUUUACUUGCUGCGGCCGACGAGCAAGUACGCGCAGAAAUCGAGGCCGCACACAAGGAGGCAUUGGCGGCGAUCGAGGGAACUGAGGCCCCUGCUUCUAAGUAG
Molecule: messenger RNA, 294 nt
Organism: Schizophyllum commune H4-8
Lineage: Eukaryota; Fungi; Basidiomycota; Agaricomycetes; Agaricales; Schizophyllaceae
Exons: 2
Source: RefSeq, a predicted model, not a curated record